UACUACACAGCCAAUGGCCUUCCUCCUAAGCCGACGUACUCCUAUCCUGAGCUGAUAUUCAUGGCUAUGCAGGAGGCGCCGCAGAAUCAGAUCACAGUUUCUGGAAUUUAUGCCUGGAUACAAGACAAGUUUUCCUACUUUAAAAACAGGCCCAGCAAAUCCUGGCAGAACUCGAUCAGACACUGCCUCUCCCUGAGUAGUGCCUUCCAAAAAGUCGAGGGGGUGAAGGAUCAG
Molecule: messenger RNA, 234 nt
Organism: Helobdella robusta
Lineage: Eukaryota; Metazoa; Annelida; Clitellata; Rhynchobdellida; Glossiphoniidae
Exons: 2
Biological process (GO): anatomical structure morphogenesis; cell differentiation; regulation of transcription by RNA polymerase II
Molecular function (GO): DNA-binding transcription factor activity, RNA polymerase II-specific; RNA polymerase II cis-regulatory region sequence-specific DNA binding
Source: RefSeq, a predicted model, not a curated record